AUGUGUGACAGCUGUGACGUAAAGACGGAGUUAGGGAGGAGUGCGCUGCGCAGGGGCGUCCCAGGACCCUGGAACAGGAUCGAUCUCCCCUCAGACCACAUGGACUCCAAGGGGAUCACCAUGCGUCCCUUCUUCUUCUUGCUCCUGCUUCCCGUUCCGGGUUGGAGCAAGGUCGUGACCGAAGGGGAAGCCUUGGAAUGUUACGUAUGCGAACCAAAGGCCGUGGCGGACAUCAUAGAGAAACCUUCGGUGAGGCUAGAAUUCCCUUUCAACGAAGUCGGAGAUUGUGUAGAUUUUGACGAACUCAAGGGGAAAGCGAACGCCAGCGAAACCCUUCAACCUUACGUUCGUGAAUGUCCCAAGCAAUAUUCCAAUUCUUGCAUCAAAGCCGUCGUCGGUGUGUUCUGUUAUCUUCAUUAA
Messenger RNA from Darwinula stevensoni, 420 nucleotides. NCBI's taxonomy places the organism in Eukaryota, Metazoa, Arthropoda, Ostracoda, Podocopida, Darwinulidae. The record is from the annotation of a GenBank genome assembly.